GGCAGCUUUGAGGCAGUUGCCAAAUCAUGUGGAUGCUGCCGUGGUAUCUUGGAGGAUGAAGAGCAGCGGGAGCAGAUAGAGACGGCCUGUGAUUUUGCAACGCAUUACUUCUGCCACCCAUGCUCCCUCUGCCAGGAAGGCCGAGAGCUGCGCCGCAGGCUGCCUCAUCCUGGGUUCAUUGGGAAACCUAUCUUGGUUAUGAUGCCUCCUGGUGAACAGACUAUGGGUCGUGGUGCCUAGAGAUCUCAUAUGAUCUCACCUGAUGGGUAAACAGAGCCGCAGGCAUUCUAAACUAGGUUACUUGGUACAUAUGAAUCUAUGGUGCACUGAGUCAUGGUGUCAGCUCAGGCUGCUUGUUAUAGACUCAGUAUGUGUUUGUCAGUGGAUAUAUUGGUAUGUAAUCCCUAUGGCCGUUGUGUUGCUAUUUUGUCUGCAUUACUAGGUAUCUGUUGAAGCAGCGACAUUAGUAACUAUUUCAGCAUAUAUUCUAUACUUUCAAAAUCGCUGUUUUAGAAGA
Elaeis guineensis (African oil palm) is the source of this 517-nucleotide messenger RNA. The record is from RefSeq and is a predicted model, not a curated record. NCBI's taxonomy places the organism in Eukaryota, Viridiplantae, Streptophyta, Magnoliopsida, Arecales, Arecaceae.